GGGAGUUGUGUCGCUCUCGCCCCCGACCCGCGGCUCCCUCGCUACUCUUUCACUCGGCCCUGCUGCUGCCAGAGCCGGUCCAAGUUGCGAAGUCUUGUGCGCGCGCGGGGUGGGGUGGGGAUAGAGACCGGCGCCUGCUUCUCCCUCGCCUCUCGGUCGCCUGCUUGGAAGCUGCUUCCAGCCUCCCGCAAUGAAGACUUUGGCAAAAUAUCUGCUGGGAUUUCUUGCACUUGCAGCUGUUAUUAUCGUCAUUGCUGUUCCUGUUGCUUUAUUGACAAAGGAAAGUAACCCUACACCUGACCCUCGCAGAAAAUAUACUCUACAGGAUUACUUGGAUGAAAAUUUGCAAUCCAAAUCAUACAAUUUUAAGUGGAUUUCAGGAAACCAAUAUCUCCAUAUAAAACAGAGCAAUAUAUUUCUCUUCAAUGUUGAUGAUGGAACUGUCUCUGAAAUCCUCACAAAUGAUACAUUAGCAACUCAUGGUGCUUCUGAAGCAAUCCUAUCAGCAGACCAAAAAUUUGCCCUUCUGCGAUUUGAAUAUACAAAGGUAUGGCGUCACUCAUAUAAUGCAUCAUAUUACAUCUAUGAUUUGGAAAACAGUGCCAUAAUAAAUAACUCACUUCCUAAGGAUAUCCAGCACAUAUCCUGGACGCCCGUUGGUCACAAACUGGCCUAUGUUUGGAAUAACAAUGUUUAUGUCAAAGAAACGCCAGCCACACCUGGAGUUCAGAUCACCACAAAUGGGAAAGAAAACACAAUUUUUAAUGGAAUAUCAGACUGGGUUUAUGAAGAGGAAAUGUUUGGCACCCCUGCUGCUCUGUGGUGGUCUCCAAAUGGCAGUUUUUUAGCAUAUGCGGAGAUUAACGAUACCGGAGUUCCUGAUAUUGAGUAUUCGUUUUAUUCAGAAGACACACUGCAGUAUCCAAAGACCAUAAGAAUACCAUAUCCUAAGGCAGGUGCUACAAAUCCAACUGUAAGGCUAUUUGUAGUGGAUACUGAAUCUCUUGCCAGCAUCAGGUCCACAGAAAUUUCUGCACCAGCUGAAAUACUUUCAGGGGAUCACUACCUCAGUGUCAUAACUUGGGUGACCGAUGAAAGAAUCUGUCUGCAGUGGCUCAGAAGGAUUCAGAAUUUUUCUGUUCUUGCAAUCUGUGACUACUCUAGAGAGAAUGCAACAUGGCAGUGUCCACAAGGAAAACAGCUUGUGGAAGAAAGUAAAACUGGUUGGAUUGGCAGAUUUCAGCCUUCUGAUCCUUACUUUGCAUCUGACAAGACCAGCUAUUACAAAGUUUUCAGUGAUGAAGAAGGCUAUAAGCACAUCCACUAUAUCAACAGCACAGGAGUACCGAAACGUAUUACAAGAGGAAAAUGGGAGGUAAUUGACAUAGCUGCUGUAACUAAUAACUCUGUAUAUUUCAUCAGUAAUGCAUUUGAAGGCAAGCCAGGUGGACGAAAUCUUUAUAAGGUGGAUAUUGGAACUGGUUCGAUGACCUGCAUCAGUUGUGAACUGCACAAAGAAAGAUGCCAGUUUUAUUCUGCCUCCUUCAGCACAGACGCAACAUAUUAUAAACUGAAUUGCCUUGGUCCCGGCUUGCCCUAUUUCACCUUACAAAACAGUACUACAGAUAAAGCUAUUAAAAUAUUGGAAGACAAUCAUGAUCUUGACAAUGCACUGAAGAACGUCCAGAUGCCCUCCAAAAGAGUCAGCAACAUUGUGCUACAUGGCGAGACGUUUUGGUACCAGAUGAUCUUACCUCCUCAUUUUGAUGAAUCGAAGCGAUAUCCUCUACUCAUCGAUGUGUAUGGAGGGCCCUGUAGUCAGAAAGUGGAUUUUUCUUUUCGAAUCAGUUGGGCUACAUAUCUUGCAAGCACAGAAGAGAUUAUUGUGGCUAGUUUUGAUGGUAGAGGGAGCGGCUAUCAAGGAGAUAAAAUCAUGCAUGCGAUAAAUCGAAGGCUUGGAACCUACGAAGUGGAAGAUCAGAUCUCGGCAGCCAGAGAAUUUUCAAAAAUGAGCUUCGUUGAUCCAACAAGAAUAGCUAUUUGGGGUUGGUCAUAUGGUGGUUAUGUGACCUCCAUGGUGCUCGGAUCAGGAAGUGGGGUGUUCAAGUGCGGCAUAGCAGUUGCUCCCGUGUCACGCUGGCAAUUUUACGAUUCUAUAUACACUGAACGUUACAUGGGCUUACCGACAGAAAACGAUAACCUGCAGAACUAUGAGAAUUCCACUGUGAUGGCCAGAGCCGACCACUUCCGAGAUGUUGACUAUCUUCUGAUCCAUGGAACAGCCGAUGACAACGUUCAUUUUCAGCAAGCAGCCCAGAUCGCAAAAGCUCUGGUUGAUGCGCAAGUGGAUUUUCAAGCAAUGUGGUAUACGGAUAAGGAUCACGGCAUUGGAGGCCAUGCCCACAGCCACAUCUACAUCCAUAUGAGCCAUUUUAUCAAACAGUGUUUUGCAUUGUCAUAAUCCUUGAGAAGACCAUUUGCAUCUCAUACUGAGAAUUGUACCAGGAUGUUCUGAAUAAGAGCAUUUCACUAGUUAAUUGGCUGAGUUUACAUGGCACUGACAGUAAUAGCGAUGUCUGGACAUACAAAUGAAGACUGUGGGGUUUUUCUGUGUUUCACCCAUUGAGUGUAAAGCAAAUAAUUUACAAGUGUGCCUCCGUUCUCUUCUCUGUGUUUGAGGAUCUCAAAGAGAACAGGAUGGAUUCCUUCUUCCUAAAUCCCAUGUGCAAAGCUCUGGACAUGGAUGUAUACAGGAGGCAUUGCAGCAGCCUCUUUUUUAAAUACUCAAAUGUUGCCCUUUUGAAAGAAACAAUGGGGUUUACUUGUUCUUUAUUCCAAAUUAGGGGAAAAAUUACUUGAAUUGCUACUUGGUUUCUAAGCACAGUGUCGUGGUUACACACACACACACACACACACACACACACACACACAUACACACACACUCCAGUUUCCACAGUCAAAGUUGUAUUCCAGAAAUCAAGCAAAAAAGUUCCAACAUACACAGCAACAAGCCCAAGGGUAAACCAAAAACACAAGUCCAGAGAUUCAGGCCAAAGUCAAGACAGAGGAGAUCAAUUCAAAGCAGGAGCCACAAGGUCAACAGCAAUUCGACACUUGCUUCCAUGCAGCUGUGCCCUUUCCAGCUGCUUAUAAAGGCAAGGCCACUCAGAGGGCCAAUAAUGCUGUGCACUUGCCGGCAGGGCUUGUGCUGGGCUGCCAGGCACUCACUUCAUCCUCUGCCCUAUAGAGUCCUGCAUGUUCUCCUCCUCCUCUGAUCCUGAAGCUCUGGAGAUGAUGGAGGUGAGCAACCUGGCAUCUGGCUUUCCACAGCUCGCUCAGAGCUGGAGGGUUGUCUGCACUGGCAUCUGGCUGUGGGUUCAUGUCUGACCCUACAGGGGCUGCUUCUUCCCAUCCAACUUAUAUUGGCUGUGGACAGGACCCAGGGCUUCCUGCUGACUCUUCAUUGGAGGAGACCUGCAUACCUUCUGUACCCAGCUGGUCCAUGACACACAGUAGUAUUAAUAUAAUAAUAAUUUCAGCAUAAACUGUUCAGGUUUUUCUAAGGAACAGUGCAAGGGAAAAUAUCUGUCUAAAUGUGAACAACACUCCUCCAGAAGCAUCCACAUGGAUUGUAACCAAUGUAGGCAAAUGGGUCAUCUGAGCAAGUCACUUCCCCCUAAAAGUGAUAACUAUUCCCAGAAUCCCAAAAGACAGGAGAGUUGCCUGAAAUAUUUGGAAACCCAUUUUCAAAAAAUGAAGUCAAGGUGAGCCCCUCGGGGGAGGAUGGUAUAAAAAUGCAACCAAUUAAUUAAUUAAUUAAUUAUGACAUGGUAUACCUGAAAGGAAGGAAAACUUAUUUCAGGUUGCUGAUAUGUCAGUAAGGUUUAAGAUUAGUAUUCGGUGGAAACUAGUGCAAAAAUUCAUCUCCAAUAGGCUUAUAGGUUUCUUUCAUAUGUAUGUGGAAAAAUUCUAGAAAAAUUCUGGAAUUCUAGUGUAUGAUGCUUCCAGAUCAUGGUCGUCUUUCUGUAACAACUCUCUAAAAAUGGAAUUGGUAGCCUCUCCAGAUCAUGAUUUGUUGUUUGUCUGCCCUUUCUAGACACGUAAAUGAAGCCAGAUCCUGAGCCUGGUGAUGGCAAAGCACUUUGAGAACAGGAAUACGGGCUUGUUUUGGUGCCAAUGAGCAGAAAAUGACCAAAAUGUGGUUUGAAGAAUUGUGAGGGGGGAAGCCAUUACUUUGAAAGGACCAAACCACUGCAGCAGAAAUGUGAAUGAUUGUACCUAUGAGUUUUGGGAUUUUUUUUAGAAGGAUCUAAUGAUGGAAAUUAUUUUGCUUGCUUAGAAAAAUUCUAGAUACUGCCAGUUAACUGUCCUUCCUAAUAAUGUCCUUGCAAUUUUUGCUCCUAACUUUUUGCCGGCAUCUUAAGUCUUUGCAACGUUAGAUUUAAAAAAAUCUACCUCCCAUUUCCAACAAUAGCCUGAGGCAGGGCCUCUUCCCACAUUUGCAAAUGAAUGGGUGGACUCAAAUGCCGUGGUUUCACAGGUGCAAGGACUUCUGUCCACAAUGCACAGCAAUCUUGAUCCAGGUGAUGGCCACUAACCUGGAUAGCUUUAAAAGGGGCUUGGAUAGAUUUAUGGAGGAGAAGUCGAUUUAUGGCUACCAAU
Messenger RNA from Sphaerodactylus townsendi, 4662 nucleotides. It is a transcript of the gene DPP4, whose product is annotated as dipeptidyl peptidase 4. Bases 191 to 2461 code for a protein of 756 amino acids. Gene Ontology annotation, biological process: proteolysis. The transcript has 26 exons. NCBI's taxonomy places the organism in Eukaryota, Metazoa, Chordata, Lepidosauria, Squamata, Sphaerodactylidae. The record is from RefSeq and is a predicted model, not a curated record. Gene Ontology annotation, molecular function: serine-type endopeptidase activity; dipeptidyl-peptidase activity.